This is a messenger RNA of Naegleria fowleri, 1920 nucleotides long. RefSeq lists its product as uncharacterized. NCBI's taxonomy places the organism in Eukaryota, Heterolobosea, Eutetramitea, Acrasida, Naegleriidae. The transcript has 2 exons. Gene Ontology annotation, molecular function: zinc ion binding; protein binding; DNA-binding transcription factor activity, RNA polymerase II-specific. The record is from RefSeq and is a predicted model, not a curated record. Gene Ontology annotation, biological process: regulation of DNA-templated transcription. Bases 1 to 1920 code for a protein of 639 amino acids.
AUGCAACCUGGUGAUGGCAAUCAUCAUCGUUCAACAACAGUGAAUUUCAACCCGUUCUCUUCAUCCUUUGGUAGAGAAUUUGCAGAUGCAUCGAAUAGUAUAAGGUGGUGGUGGUCAUCUUCAUCGUCGAUGGGCUCUCCGAAUUCCAUCCAAGAGCAAAUUUCCCUAACGAAUGAUUCGGAAAAUCAAGCUACCCAUUCAUCGUCAUCACCAUUCCUUCAACAUGAAACCCAUGCCAAUGCACAACAUUGUUCAUCCUUACCGUUUGGGUCCAACAACAACAACAACAAUGAUUAUUACUUCAUGAAUGGCGAUGCCAACCCAACAAGCCAGCAUCCUCUACAAUUUCCUUCCUCCCUCUUGGUUGUCUCAUCCUUCCGACGAGAAAGUGGUGAUGGCAGUGGUGGUCAUGAAGCGAACAACAUUCAUGUCCUUUCAUCGCCAACACUACCACCAACAACAUUAACCACAGGAGCAACUACUUUCCCAACAACAUUGACCCUACCAACAACAACAACAACAACAUUAACCAACAACCAUCUUAACCAUCUUGAUACCUCUUUCAUUCAACCUGCUUCUUCCUUUUUGGAAAUUCCUCAAUAUUUCGCUAUAUCCUGCAUCAACUGUAGGAAGCAACACCGAAAAUGUUCAAAACAUCUUCCGAGCUGUGUGGAAUGUAGACAACGGGGAGUAGAGUGUGUCUAUCGAGAAUCUAAACGAGUCAAAUCAUCAUCAACAGGAGAAGAAAAACAACACUCUCGAAAUAGCAACAAACAAAAAGAAUCUUCUUCUUCCUCGACGAAUCAUGCUAAUAAGGACAAGAACGUGAAAUACAAACCCUAUGAAAAAGUAUCUGGAGAUUAUAUCGAAAAACGACGAGAGGAUCAUGAAAGUCAUCACGUUGUUUCUGCAUUCACAGAAUUCGACGAAGAAACUGGACAUUUAAAUAAGAGAGAUGUCCUUGAGUUUUAUUAUGAGUUUGCGUGUGACGGAUGUCCAUGUUUUCCAAGAGAAGAAUUUGAAAAGUUUCUUUACACGUCACCAUUAUCGAGUAAUGAAUCCUUCACUGCUAAUUCAUCAUCUAAAAUCAGCUCAAGUGGCAAAGAAAUCAAUUUUGAACAAAACACCAAUACAGAAAAUACUCCGAGUCGAUAUCAUGAAGAAUGGUUUGCCAUCUUUUUGUCAGUUCGGGCAUUGUGUGAAUGUCGAUAUGGACUUUCCGAGUUGGCUGAAAAAAGUGCUCAGAAAGCUAAAAACGUUCUCUCCAAAAUGUUUGACCAGUUCAAUAAUUAUAAUGUUGCUGUAGUUUAUGGGAAUUUAGCAAUUUAUGAAGCCUGGAGUGGACGAAUUGAAAAUGCCAAAUUCUAUAUUCAAAUUCUUAGUUACUGCCUCAACAGCUUAUUUUCAGAUGAAACAAAGAGAGAAAAUAUGAAUGUUUAUGAAAAAAAUUUACAAUCAAUAGUAUUCUAUUUUACAAACAUUAUUGGAGAUCAUUUUGAAAAGAUGGGUAUUCAACAAGUGAUACAACGAAUCCCUGAAAUUUUCUCAUUUUUCACUGGCAAACAAUGCCCAGUUAAUUGGCUGAAAUUACUCCAACAAGAAAUUACAUCAGAGAACUGUUUUGAAAUAUGGAAUGUCAUACAAGUGAUUAUCGACGACUUAAAACAAGUGGUGAUCAAUAGUGUACAACGUCCAUCAACGAAACAAGCAAUGGCAUGUUAUGGUUAUAGCAAAGAAUAUAGUUGCAUGAUUGAGCCAGUGUUUACAUUAUUUUCACACAGCGUCAAAAUUUCGAUUCUUGCCAAAUCAUCGUCACCAUUAGUGAAGGGAAUAAUUGAGAAGUGUGCUUUGGAAAUCACACAACUAACAGACCAUGAGGCAUUUCCCUAUUUCCAGUGGAGAUUGUGGCUUGCAUAUUAG